ACUCUAAGCACUCAGUGGAAUAAUCUGAAAUGGCACCUUUAGAAAACCAUAUUUCCCCAAGUGAAAUAGAUAAAACUCUGAUUUUAGCCACUGAUGUCAGACACUGACCAUACAGCACAAAUAUACUGGAGGCUAGGUUUUACCAGGUUAACCAGGGACAUGAGUUAUAAAUAUAGACACGCUGGUGGGUUAACCAGGUUAACUAGGGACAUGAGGUAUAGAUAUAGACACACUGCUGGGUUAACCAGGGACAUGAGGUAUAGAUAUAGACACUGUGGUGGGUUAACCAGGGACAUGAGGUAUAGAUAUAGACACGCUGGUGGGUUAACCAGGGACAUGAGGUAUAGAUAUAGACACGCUGGUGGGUUAACCAGGGACAUGAGUUAUAGAUAUAGACACGCUGGUGGGUUAACCAGGUUAACCAGGGACAUGAGUUAUAGAUAUAGACACACUGGUGGGUUAACCAGGUUAACCAGGGACAUGAGUUAUAGAUAUAGACACACUGGUAGGUUAACCAGGUUAACCAGGGACAUGAGUUAUAGAUAUAGACACACUGGUAGGUUAACCAGGUUAACCAGGGACAUGAGGUAUAGAUAUAGACACACUGGUGGGUUAACCAGGUUAACUAGGGACAUGAGGUAUAGAUAUAGACACACUGGUGGGUUAACCAGGUUAACCAGGGACAUGAGUUAUAGAUAUAGACACACUGGUAGGUUAACCAGGUUAACCAGGGACAUGAGGUAUAGAUAUAGACACACUGGUAGGUUAACCAGGGACAUGAGUUAUAGAUAUAGACACACUGGUGGGUUAACCAGGUUAACUAGGGACAUGAGUUAUAGAUAUAGACACACUGGUGGGUUAACCAGGGACAUGAGUUAUAGAUAUAGACACACUGGUGGGUUAACCAGGUUAACCAGGGACAUGAGUUAUAGAUAUAGACAAGCUGGUGGGUUAACCAGGUUAACCAGGGACAUGAGUUAUAGAUAUAGACAAGCUGGUGGGUUAACCAGGUUAACCAGGGACAUGAGUUAUAGAUAUAGACAAGCUGGUGGGUUAACCAGGUUAACCAGGGACAUGAGGUAUAGAUAUAGACACACUGGUGGGUUAACUAGGGACAUGAGUUAUAGAUAUAGACACACUGGUGGGUUAACCAGGGACAUGAGUUAUAGAUAUAGACAAGCUGGUGGGUUAACCAGGUUAACCAGGGACAUGAGUUAUAGAUAUAGACAAGCUGGUGGGUUAACCAGGUUAACCAGGGACAUGAGUUAUAGAUAUAGACAAGCUGGUGGGUUAACCAGGUUAACCAGGGACAUGAGUUAUAGAUAUAGACACACUGGCGGGUUAACCAGGUUAACUAGGGACAUGAGGUAUAGAUAUAAACACACUGGUGGGUUAACCAGGUUAACCAGGGACAUGAGUUAUAGAUAUAGACACACUGGUGGGUUAACUAGGGACAUGAGUUAUAGAUAUAGACACACUGGUGGGUUAACUAGGGACAUGAGUUAUAGAUAUAGACACGCUGGUGGGUUAACCAGGGACAUGAGUUAUAGAUAUAGACACACUGGUAGGUUAACUAGGGACAUGAGUUAUAGAUAUAGACACACUGGUGGGUUAACCAGGUUAACCAGGGACAUGAGGUAUAGAUAUAAACACAUUGGUGGGUUGACUAGGGACAUGAGGUAUAGAUAUACAUGUAGACAAGCUCACACACCAGCUGCUCUAAAUGGCCCACUCCUCAUGGGUUCAUAGUUUGACCUUUGACUCUUCCUCAAUAAGACACAGCAUCCAGGUCCUGGUCUGAACCCACGGAUACUAGUGGCUGCUGGGUUGGGUCCUGGUCUGAACCCACGGAUACUAGUGGCUGCUGGGUUGGGUCCUGGUCUGAACCCACGGAUACUAGUGGCUGCUGGGUUGGGUCCUGGUCUGAACCCACGGAUACUAUUGGCUGCUGGGUUGGGUCCUGGUCUGAACCCACGGAUACUAUUGGCUGAUGGGUUAGAACUGGCUUGCUGCUCCCACAGGAUAUCCUUUAGCUUGAGUUAUACACAAAUACAGUGCAUUCGGAAAGUAUUCAGACCCCUUGACUUUUUCCACAGUUUGUGAUGUUAACAGCCUUAUUCCAAAAUUGAUAAAAAUCGUUUUUUUUCUUCAUCAAGCUACACAAAAUAUCCCAUAAUGACAUCACAAUACCCCAUAAUACCCCAUAAUGACAUCACAAUACCUCAUAAUGACAUCACAAUACCCCAUAAUGACAUCACAAUACCCCAUAAUGACAAAGCUAAGAGGUUUUGUUAGAAAUCUUCGCUAAUUUAUCAAAAAUAAUUAUUUACAUAAGUAUUCAGACCCUUUACUCAAAACUUUGUUGAAGCACCUUUGGCAACGAUUACAGCAUUGAGUCUUCUUCGGUAUGACUCUACAAACUUGGCACACCUGUA
Oncorhynchus tshawytscha (Chinook salmon) is the source of this 2435-nucleotide messenger RNA. RefSeq lists its product as uncharacterized. The record is from RefSeq and is a predicted model, not a curated record. Lineage: Eukaryota; Metazoa; Chordata; Actinopteri; Salmoniformes; Salmonidae. The coding region runs from base 94 to 1749 and encodes 551 amino acids. The transcript is spliced from 6 exons.